This is a messenger RNA of Dibothriocephalus latus, 828 nucleotides long. Lineage: Eukaryota; Metazoa; Platyhelminthes; Cestoda; Diphyllobothriidea; Diphyllobothriidae. The record is from the annotation of a GenBank genome assembly.
CGUACUGUUCCUACCUCAACUCCAUCUACUGUCACCCUCUCCCAGGAGCCGACCAUUGAAAUCGACAGUUCUGGAUCGCCUUCUAAACUGGAGCCUACGUCUUCACAGUCUUCCGCUGCUGACCUGUCGAACCCACUCUCAUCGCGCGCCUCUGACAGUGCACCGUUGGAGACCGAAGGGGGACCAAAGCCGGAGGACGCUGCUCCUAAGUCCAGGGAAAAGCCUCUUGUCCCCGGUUUGGCAGUCGAUUUUGUUGCCUCCUUUACUGAAAUGAGUAUCGUCGAAUCAAAGACGCCUGCUAAGUCACACAUCCCGCCGACUGCAGGUUUGAACACAUCGACGGCAUCGGUGACUCCUAUCAAACUUCUCACAAAGUCUGCGCAACCAGGCCUCUUUGCUGUCCCAACUACACCGCUUUCCGCUAUUAGACCGGCCGGCAGGGCAACAAGCACCCCCUUUAGUAUGCGAUCCACCGCACAGUGCUCUGAUGAGGAAAUUAUCGAUUUGGACGUCUCUCAAACUGUUGAUGACGAACAGCUUCAAAACUCUGUUCAAAUGAAGUCACUUCGCAAGAGCCUGGCAAAGUCAGGCCUCCUGAUCCUGGAGGAACCGCUUGAAAGCACGCCAAAAUAUCCAGCCCACCCCUCUGCAUCUCCUGGCAUGAAGGUCGAGUUCGAAACCGAGAUGUCCGUGGAUGGCUCACAAAGGGCGCCUCCUAGCGCAGAAGAGGAGGUACCUCUGGUCGAAGAUUCCUGUGAAGUGAACACAGACGGUUCAGCUACCUCCUCCAAAAUCUCUAGUCCACCCGGUUUCCGCCUUUCAGAAUCC